Messenger RNA from Formica exsecta, 6036 nucleotides. RefSeq lists its product as uncharacterized. Lineage: Eukaryota; Metazoa; Arthropoda; Insecta; Hymenoptera; Formicidae. The record is from RefSeq and is a predicted model, not a curated record. Gene Ontology annotation, molecular function: transcription cis-regulatory region binding; DNA-binding transcription factor activity, RNA polymerase II-specific. Gene Ontology annotation, biological process: regulation of transcription by RNA polymerase II. The transcript is spliced from 4 exons. Bases 2978 to 4720 code for a protein of 580 amino acids.
AACAAAAUUUUUUUUUUUUUUUUUUUUUUGUUUGCCGACACGCAGAAGUAUACAAGGUGUCUCAUAUACGUAGGAUAAUAAAGAUAAUAAGUACUACCGUAAAUUUCUUCUAAAAAAAAAAUAAUCAGAAUCGCCCAAAUUUUUACACAAAGAGCCAGCAAAUAUAUUAAAAAAUGAGUAUAAUAAAUAAUAAUAAUAAAUUUCGAAAACGAUGAAUUCUCAGAAAUUUAAAUUUUGGUCAAAGGAAAAAGAUGUAUAUUUUUUGACAAGGAAUAUCUAUACUUCAUAAGGAACACUCCGUAUAAUACGAUGCGUGUGUACUUUGGAAUUUUUUUUGUUCUCGAAUACAUUACGCCUCUAUUCAUUCGACAGAUCUGUACAAUGUGCUUUCCGGAAUAUCUCGGCGUGUUAAAGUGAAAAUGCCCAGUAUCAGGUGUUAGAUCCGGAAAGCGCGUUUGAAAUGUGCGCCUCUCUACGCGGCGAUUCUCUUUCAUCGCGAAACGAAUUUGCGAAACAAUCGGCAAUUUUUGCUCGUCGUUAGCCGUAACCUCGCGGUUAAUAACGCGCCAUUGUGCUUUCGUGCUUUCGCAUCGCGUUGCGAGCCCGCGGGUCUCUUUCGUUUUUAGCGAUGACGCGAGCGAGAGAACGCGGAAUGGAAACAUUUGCCCGGUCACUUUCGCGGCGCUUUGAUAAUAUCAAGGCGGACGAAGCGUGGAAGAUUUUAACCAUUGGUCUAAUUUAGAGCUGGUCUACAUUUAGAACGUUCACUACCCAAGUACACCAUCUGAUUUACGUCAAUUUGUAACAUGUUAAUUUACGCGAUUACGUGCACACUAACUCUAGGCACGGCAAAAAACAUUCUCUCUUAAAUAUUGUAUUGUUUCAUUGCUCUGUUAAAAUAUUAAACUCCACAAUUGUAUCGAUAUAGAAUCAUUCAUGUUGGACUGCCGUUUUAUGGAGGACAUGCAAAGUCCUGAAAAAAAUGUACAUUUUAUUUCCAUUUUAUUCUUCAAAAGAGAGAGAGAGAGAGACGCUGUAAUCUGUGCGUGUUAAAGACACAUUGAGAAACGCGUUUCAUUGUAAUCGCGUAUACUUUGGUUUCGCGGUAACGUGCGAAAUUUUGUAAGAUGUCGAGCGGAGACCUCGCGAUUGACUCAUCCGUUUGGCCAGUUGAAAGCAAAAAAUUCUAAGCCUGAAAUUCAUUGAAUUAGCAGUAGACGGGAUUAGCAAAUGCACCGUGAGAUUGACAUUAAGCUAAAGAGAAGUCCAUUUCAGUCGCGCUCUUACGUAAUUGAGGCGAAGUAAUCGUUAAUGCAAAUCUCUUUUUAAUCUCGAUAUUCCCGUUUAUAAAUACCUAAAAAAUCGAUAGAUAUUUACAAAUAAUAUUCAACUAUUAUUUCAUAUUCUCCUAUAUAUAUGUAUAUGAUAAGAUAAGUGAAAUAAUUAUAUGCAGUUUGAGACGCGCCGCGUCGACUAACCGUGGUAAGUAUAUUAUUACAAGAGCUGUGUGUGGGACGCUACGAUUUAGAAAGGAACAGGUUUGCUGCCCCUUUCUCUAAAUCGCAGCUCCACAAUAUUAUAACGUGAAUGAUAGAAGAGGAAAUAUCAUUUGGGCACGAUAAGCGCUCUGAUCAAUAUAAUAAUCCCAUUGAAACACACACGACAAUUUAAUUCGUCAUUCCUUUGAUAAUUUUUUCAAGUUUUUGCUCAAAAUACUUUAUCAAAAUUCUGUGAGUCCAUGAAAUCCGCUUCUAUCAGAUUCUCGCGUUUAUACAGAUGAAAUCGGAAGAUGCGAAGCAUGCGUGAGAUUGUCGCGACGUUAACGUCGCGGGGAGGAGGGGGGCGUACUUUUUCGCGCCAAUUCCGCGCGGCCACGUGCGUACGAUGCCACGCGUGCGACAUCGUUGCGCGCACAGACACAUCAUUGUGUGACACGCCGUCCCAUAUAAGUGACACAUAUCGAUAUUAAUCCGUCGAGAAAACGGGAACGUGAGAAUAAACGAUCUUACCACCGCGUCACGCCUCUGUGAGAGUCAGCUGUUUUUUCAAUCGAUAAUUUUAGUUUUAGUAUGUAGGGACGAAAAAAAGGGGAACAUUCUUUCUAAGAGAUUAAAUUGAUUGCCAUUAGUUAUUUUUUUUUUUUUUUAGCUUUUCUUUUUUAUAAGCACGAUCUAUUUUUUAUUGUACAGAUUUUCUCUCUCGUUUCGAUCGCGAAUCUAUUCUCGUGUAGUUGUUUAAACAAAUGUUUCCGGUUUGUAAAUUAUUAAACUUGACUUGAAAUAGAGAACAGUCGAUAUGCGAAUCUUCGACGAAUCAAAACUAGAAUAUUCUAAUUUUGCUGCAAAGCGACAAAGUAACGUAUAAAAUUCGUAACAAAAAUCUGUCUUUUUAUUUGCAAAGAUAGAGAAGCAUUAAUUCGACUCUAGCGAGCGAUAUUAUGGGUUAACGAGCGGUCUGCGCUGGGGAUCUGUGGGGGAACUGAAGGGGAGAGCGAGAAAUAGGGAGAGAGAGAGAGAGAGAGGGAUGAAUUUUCAAACAGGCUUGCGAGGAAGAGAACACGAAGGGGCGGAGGAAGGGUGCCACCCUGAUGAACCCGGGCGCGGCAUUGGUGCACGCUGCGCGGGGUGCACGCUCUUGCAGCUCGCAAAUACCGACCAGGGGGAGGAAAGGAUACGACGAGGGUGGAUGACAGGGGUUGAGGGAGAGGCCGAGGGAAACGGGGGGAGAGAAGGGGAAGAGAGGGUAGACGUAUCAGAUCGAUACUCGGCGAAAAGCGCGGGCUGAGCAGAGACGGCGCACGGCUUUGUAUCUACAGUUGGUCCAUCGCGAGAUACGGAUGCUGUGUUUGUGUGUGUGUGUGUGUAUGUGCGUGCGCGCGAGAAUACGCACAAUCUACCGGCUGGAAUAUUCGAAUCAAUGCCGGAUGUUUGUUUCCAUAAUACACACAUACACGUGUGGACAGGAAUAAGUCGAGUGAAUGGAAUUGGAUACCGUAAAUGCGUACGUCGGGAUGGAGCAGGGAUUGUCCGGGGAUCCGUGGGACUGCCUGUUCGGCAGCGACAGCAUCUCCGACGCCUUCCAAGGCCGUCCAGAUAUGUUCCAUAUGGACAUCCGGCGUUGCGACAACACGGGUCGACUCGGCUGGCACGGUCCGGGUCUUGGUUUCGACUUCGACGAUGUCUUGACGGAGACCGAGGAAGACGCGGUCGGUUUCAAUGACAAAAGCCGUAGCUCGAAUAGCAACCUGGAGGAACUAAAUCUGGACAGCGACAGCGAGCUGGCAUUGACGUUGGACCCGAAUUUGAUAUUGCCGCGCAACAUGUGCAUGCCUAUCCGCAGCCCCGCGUCGAACAGCGAAGCGGCGAUGUUAGAGACGGCGAGCGUGGAAGAGAACGUUGUUGAGAACGAGGGGGAAGAGACGGAGAACGAAAGUGAGGCCGAGCGAACCGAAAACGACGAGGAGAACGAAAGCGAAGAAGAGGAGGAAGAGGAAGAGGAGAUCGAGGAGAACGAGCACAACGAAACAGAAUACGAGGAGACGGAGGAAGAAGAGACGGAAGAGGAGGAGGAAGAGGAGGAGACGGAGGACGACGAGCAGCAGGAUGUGACUGCCGCUCAACUUGCAUCCUCGAACGCGGAAACGCCGACGUCGAUGUCAUCGUCGUCGUCCUCUCCCGGUAUCAGGACGACGGUGGCCGCAUCCUCCUCGCCGACGAUACAACUGACGAGGGUGCAGAUGCAGCACUCCAAGAUAGGUACCGUGUCCGGCACGAUGGAUAUCAAGAUGUUGACCUCUAGCCCGGGCGGUCAUAUACGCAAACAGAUUUACAACAAUAACGUGCACGACGUCGGUCCAGGUGCGACCACGACGGUGAUGAUACAGACGGCGAAGCGGGAGAAGGAUCUGACGAGCCAGCGCGACAACCCCUAUCCGAAGCCCGCGUACUCGUAUUCGUGUCUCAUCGCGAUGGCAUUAAAAAACAGCCAAACGGGCUUGCUGCCAGUCUCUGAAAUCUACAACUUCAUGUGCCGACACUUUCCCUAUUUCAAGACCGCGCCGACGGGCUGGAAAAAUUCCGUAAGGCAUAACUUGUCGUUGAACAAAUGCUUCGAGAAGAUCGAGAAGCCGCCCGGCAACGGUAGCCAGCGUAAGGGCUGCCUCUGGGCCAUCCAUCCGUCGAAAGUGGCCAAGAUGGACGAGGAGGUACGAAAGUGGUCGAGGAAAGAUCCGAUUGCGAUCAAGCGGGCCAUGGUACAUCCCGAUCAUCUUGAACUUCUCGAACGGGGCGAGAUGAAGUACGAAGGUGACAGACACGAGGAGAUCUACGAGGAUGCGGAGAGCUACGCGGGCUCCGAGACGGGCGGGUCUGCGGCAGACGAGAUCAUCAACGAUGACGAGAACAUCACGUACGACGAGACCAAACACAUCGAUAUCGUCGACGAAGAUAUCGUCGUAGGGCAGCUCUACGAAGGUCUCGAUCUCGGCGACGCCGCCGAGUUACUUGACACGCGACUGACCGACUUUCCCAGGGAGGAACAAUCCUUCGUGUACGAGUACGUCUCGUGCGCGAAACGUCAAAAGACCCUCUCAAGUUCGCCGAUACAGAGCAAGUACGUCUAUCAACAGGUCAGUGCGGCGUCGCCGCGAAAGAAGUCACAUCUUGUCGCACUACGACCCGGAAGUAGUCCGAUCACCGGAUCGCUUCUCGAGGCCGAUUGAGUGGUCUCUUGGGAUAUUGCCCGGGAUAGUCUCAUCUAAUGAGACUUUUUUAUCACUACACUAUUGUAAAUAAUUGUGUAUCGUACUUUUUUUACAUCUAGAUUUUGUAAAUAAUCGAUUUGUGUUUUAUAUUGAUAACGUGUAUUUUUUUUAUACACAACGCUCUUGUAAAUAAUUGUAAUUUUAAAAUGUACAAAUUACGUGUACAUAUAUACAGUGUACAAAGGCUGUUUUUUUUUCCUUUUUUUACAAACGUGAUAUGGGACCACAGUCGCGCGCGUGUAGAAAAGUUUUACAUCCAAGAGUGAUCAGUUAGUAUUCUACUCUAUGCAUAUUUGUACAUUUUGUAGACAUAUGCGCGAGAAAAUUUGCAGACAGGAAAUCAAACUCGUUUUCCGUACGACUGUUAUAUUAUUAAACUUUUGGAUCAUAUAUGUCAAAUUUCGCGCUAUUACUAUUUUGUAAUAAACGUUUUUUGAUGAUCAUUAAUUUUCUACUUUUUUUCGUUUUGUGAUUCUCGCAAAAUAAUAAAAACACACAGAGAUAAUAGUGCAGGAUAUACGUCGACUUCCUCGCACCGUCCACGCAAAUAGAAAAUAAAUUAAUCGAGAAAUAAGUACGAAAAGAACUCGCAACUUAACACUGCCAAGUAUGGUCAAAGAUAAAGUUAUGUUAGCGUUAACGUGUAGAUUACAGUAAAGAUACAUGACAUACGAUCUCAUACCGAAUUUUCGACGACUACAAUUCACGUAUAUAUUACUAUCCCUUCCUUGCGAUUACGUAAAAUUUUUGAAAAUCUUUUUUUUUACUGAAUCAUUAUAUUUAGCUCUUUUAGCAAAAGUAUUAUUUUUAUGCAUUACGCGCAUGUAUCGACUGAUAUUACUAAUUAGCAAUAGAAAGUCCCUAAUCUAUUUUAUAAUUUUAAUUAUAAUGUUAAAAUAGUUGGCAAGAUUUUUUAAAUUUACAAACGAGAAUGUCCGCCUAUUAGAAUGAAUUUUUGAUAACAAAAUCCUUCCUAUUUUUCCAUUCGGACAGAGGGAUUUUUGCCAAAAAAAUAAUGUUGAGCGAGAAAGUAGCUAUGCGAAUCUUUUCAAGAUUUCAUCUUCGACAUUUUAUCUAGUUACGACUCGAUGUACAUCGUAUUUAUACAUAUACAUAAAUCGUUCGUUGCGUUCGAACGUGAAUUUCAUUCCAGUCGAGCGAGACCAAGCUCUAUAACGCUUAUAAUUCAUUUAGCGAUAAAGAAAAUAGGCGACUGGGAGGGCGAUAGCAUUAAGGUAGCAAUUAAGUUAGCGUAGCGUAGUUUUUGUACCUGU